AUGAAAGUUGUAGGUGCCAGAGGGGAGGCUUGUACACGAACAACAUAUGGAAGCGCUAAGGAAAAUAUCACAGUUUUAACUACUGUUAAUGCAGCUGGACAGAAAUUGGACCCACUGAUCGUUUUUAAGGGCAAACACAUGUACGAACAGUGGAUGUUACAGACUCCUGAAAAAUACGAUUUCAAUCUUGCGUAUGCAGCCAGCAAACGAGGCUGGAUGGAAACGGAUAUUUUUUAUGAUUACAUAUUAAAAGUAUUUAUACCUAAUUUGGGUGAAGACAGGCCCGUAUUAUUGGUGUAUGAUGGACAUGUCAGUCAUGUCGAUGAUAAAGUGGUAGCUUUAGCAGUAGAGAAUAACAUCACUAUAUUGAACCUGCCUGCCCACACUUCACAUCUAUUGCAACCGUUAGACUUGGCUGUGUUUAAAUCUUUUAAAACAAUUUGGGAUAGAAACCUCGUAAAAUAG
This is a messenger RNA of Spodoptera frugiperda (fall armyworm), 465 nucleotides long. RefSeq lists its product as uncharacterized. Bases 1 to 465 code for a protein of 154 amino acids. The transcript has a single exon. The record is from RefSeq and is a predicted model, not a curated record. Gene Ontology annotation, molecular function: DNA binding. Gene Ontology annotation, cellular component: nucleus. NCBI's taxonomy places the organism in Eukaryota, Metazoa, Arthropoda, Insecta, Lepidoptera, Noctuidae.